Abrus precatorius (Indian licorice) is the source of this 2520-nucleotide messenger RNA. Its product is annotated as subtilisin-like protease SBT5.3. Gene Ontology annotation, biological process: proteolysis. The record is from RefSeq and is a predicted model, not a curated record. Bases 27 to 2348 code for a protein of 773 amino acids. The transcript is spliced from 11 exons. Gene Ontology annotation, molecular function: serine-type endopeptidase activity. NCBI's taxonomy places the organism in Eukaryota, Viridiplantae, Streptophyta, Magnoliopsida, Fabales, Fabaceae.
GGGGGACUUUACAAAGAGGCAAAGCAAUGAGGCCACCAAGUGCUACCCUUCACUUUCUCCUGCAAAUUCUUCUUGUAUGUAUACUGCACAGACCCAGCUUUGCAGCGAAAAAGUCUUAUGUUGUGUACUUAGGAGCCCACUCACAUGGCCCAGACUUGUCUUCAUUAGACUUCAAUCGCGUGACACAGUCCCACUACGAGUUUCUGGGAUCUUUCUUGGGAAGUUCUAACUCUGCCAAAGAGUCUAUCUUUUACUCAUACACAAGGCACAUCAAUGGUUUUGCUGCAACUUUGGAAGAAAAAGUGGCUGCUGAGAUUGCUAAGCAUCCAAAGGUAUUGUCAGUGUUCGUGAAUAGUGGAAGAAAGCUACACACCACUCGAUCAUGGGGAUUCAUGGGGCUGGAGAAUAAUGGGAUGAUCCCAUCCAACUCAAUCUGGAAAAAAGCCCGAUUCGGUGAAGGUGUGAUCAUAGGAAACUUAGAUACAGGGGUUUGGCCUGAAUCAAAGAGCUUUAGUGAGGAGGGAUUGGGACCAAUUCCAUCAAAGUGGAGAGGAAUCUGUGAUAACAAACUUGAUCCUGCUUUUCGCUGCAACAGGAAACUAAUUGGGGCGAGGUACUUCAACAAAGGGUACGGAGCUGUGGCGGGUCCACUGAGGAGGUCCUUUCAGUCACCUAGAGACAAGGAGGGGCAUGGGUCCCACACAUUAUCAACGGCUGGUGGGAACAGGGUGCCCGGGGUCAGCGUGUUCGGGCAGGGCUAUGGAACGGCGAGCGGUGGCUCACCCAAAGCGCGUGUGGCAGCGUACAAGGUUUGUUGGCCCCCCAUUGGUGGUGAUGAGUGUUUCGAUGCUGACAUUUUGGCAGGUUUUGACAUGGCCAUCCAUGAUGGUGUCGACGUCUUGUCUGUGUCAUUGGGUGGCUCUGCCUCUUCCUUUUUCAAUGACAGUGUUGCCAUUGGAGCCUUCCAUGCUGCCAAACACGGCAUUCUGGUUGUUUGCUCUGCAGGUAAUGGUGGGCCUUCUGAUGCCACCGUCGAAAACCUUGCACCUUGGGUUAUAACCGUUGCUGCCAGCACCAUGGAUAGAGAGUUCCCCAGUUACGUUAUCCUUGGUAACAGGAUCAGCUUCAAGGGCGAAAGCUUAUCAGCUGGAAAACUGGCAGACAAGUUCUACCCGAUCAUUAAGGCUACAGAUGCUAAAUUGGCAAGUGCAAGAGUAGAAGAUGCGGUGCUAUGUCAAAAUGGAACUCUGGAUCCCAACAAGGUGAAGGGAAAGAUCGUUGUAUGCCUUAGAGGGAUAAAUGCAAGAAUGAACAAGGGAGAGCAAGCUUUACAAGCUGGUGCUGUGGGAAUGGUCCUUGCUAAUGACCAGAAUAGUGGGAAUGAACUUUUAGCCGAUCCUCAUGUUCUUCCUGCUACUCAUAUCAAUUUCAAUGAUGGCCUUGCUGUCUUCAAUUACAUCAACUCAACCAAGUUCCCAGUGGCAUAUAUUAAACAUCCAGUGACACAAUUGCAUACUAAGCCAGCUCCUGUGAUGGCAGCGUUUUCAUCAAAAGGACCAAAUAGCAUUGUGCCAGAGAUCUUAAAGCCGGAUAUCACUGCAGCGGGUGUGUCAGUUAUAGCGGCCUACACCGAAGCGGAGGGACCAACGAAUGAAGAGUUUGACAAGCGCAGGAUUCCAUACAACUCAGUCUCUGGCACUUCAAUGUCUUGCCCUCACAUUUCCGGCAUUGUUGGACUCUUGAGAACCCUUUAUCCUUCAUGGACUCCUGCUGCUAUUAAAUCAGCAAUCAUGACAACUGCUACAACACUAGAUAAUGAGGCAGAGUUGCUGCUAAAUGUUACUAAUGGCCUAGCAACACCAUUCAGUUAUGGGGCAGGACAUGUUCAGCCAAAUAGAGCAAUGGAUCCUGGCCUUGUUUAUGACACGACAAUAAUUGAUUACCUAAACUUCUUAUGUUCUUUAGGUUACAGUGAAACACAAAUCUCAAUGUUUACAGGUGGUCCAUAUCAAUGCCACGAGAGAUUUAGUCUCUUCAACCUAAAUUAUCCCUCAAUCACAGUACCAAAUCUCCAUGGGUCAAUAACAGUUACAAGGACAAUAAAAAAUGUUGGUUCUCCAGGAACAUACAUUGCUCAUGUUCAAAACCCAGAAGGAAUCACCGUAUCUGUGAAGCCAAACAUCUUGAAGUUCAAAGCUGUUGGUGAAGAGAUCAAGUUUAAAGUAUCCUUGAAGGUGAUGCAAGGAAAAGCAACAAAUAGCUACGUGUUUGGUAAGCUGAUAUGGUCAGAUGGUAAGCAUUUUGUUAGGAGUCCAAUAGUUGUGAAGGCCCCCUUAACUAGAAAUUGAAGACGUUGAAGCAAUUCAACUGAUUUGCAUUUUGAAUCGAUUGGUGGUGUAUUCUAAAUUAUAUCAUAUAGCUUCUAAAUUUGCAUUUCCUUAAGAGUUUUGUUACAUGGAUGAUAAUUGUGAUUCACAAGAGAAUUGGAAUAACAAUAAAAAAAAAAUCUAUAGUGGCUUU